CAACACUUGUACGUCAAAUGUCAAUGUCCGUCAGCCUUCUCUUUUUAGCAUCAAUUCAAUUUCAUUCUAUCAAAAAGAAGGUGAGCGUUUGCAGUACAUGAACAAAAUGACGUCCACAUCCUUCAACGUAGGGCUCGGCGACGGGUCGCGCCUCUCCAGCCGCGUGCUGCGGCCGCCGGGCGGAGGGCACACCGACAUCUUCGGCGGGGAGCCGGAGCCUCCCCGCGGCAGACGUCAGGUGCCAGCCGCGAGCGGGGCUAUGUUUGGACACGGCGACGAACCCGCCAAGACACCAACUGCAGCUGAGACUCCAACCCAAAACGGUUCAAACGGAGCUCCCGAGCCGGCGCCGCAGCCCGAACCUGCGCAAGCGCCGCCCGCUCAGCCAGAACCCGCGCAAGUCGAACCUGCGCAAGUGAAACCCGCGCAAGCGCAACCUGCGUCCAAAGAGAGCCCCAAAACACCAGAACAACCCAAGACUGAGGCCCCCAAGAGGGUGCGAGUGCCCCCCGGAGGCUUCUCCUCCGGCCUCUGGUAAAUCGGAAACGCUUGGGACCUCUGAACUGUGCCUUACAUUACGUUAUAUGUAGACGAUAUCUUUGUUUCUGGUUGAAUGGAAUGCUGUGUUAAAAUUGACUAUGAGGUUCGAUGUAUUCGCCCAUGUGUUUAUCGCAGGGUGUGCACAGGCAGCGUGUGGUGCGGGCAAGGUGUGCCAAAUUUACGCAUUUUGUAGUGAAGUGAGAGUGAGAUCGAUGUGGUUACGAAGAUAGGUUUACAUAUAGUCAGCCAGCCAGCCACGUUGCUAGAUGGAUGUUGGUCCCGCGCAUUUCCGCUUAUGUAAAUCCUCGCCUUUAUUUACUCAAUCUAUAUUAUACUUUACGUACACGAAGAAUUUAAUUUUUUUUUUAUUUUUUAAUCUGUAUUUUUCGCUUGUGUCAAACUAAGGCAAUGGUUGCCGACUCUCUAUUAGACUAAUGUAAUGUAGUCACAAAAGUUUAUAGGUACUGACGAGUUUUGCGUAGGCCUUUUUAUUGUAAGGUUCAUGUUAUAUGGGUCAUUUUGAUAUGAUCUUGUUACAAUGUGCUCGAGAGUAUAAUUUUAUUUUCAGUGGGUAAUUAUUUACCUGUAUUAUAAAUGGACGAUCUAAUAUUUAACAAUCGUUGCUAAUGAUGUCAUAUCAAAAUAGGAGCUCAGCUGUAAAUGUAUGGGUAUUUGAAAUUUUUCUAGUGCACCGACUGACGUGUGUUUCACAGGAUUGUACUUAAGAAAUUUUCCGUUAGCAA
Zerene cesonia (dogface butterfly) is the source of this 1283-nucleotide messenger RNA. Its product is annotated as basic proline-rich protein. The coding region runs from base 98 to 538 and encodes 146 amino acids. Gene Ontology annotation, cellular component: nucleus. The record is from RefSeq and is a predicted model, not a curated record. Lineage: Eukaryota; Metazoa; Arthropoda; Insecta; Lepidoptera; Pieridae. The transcript is spliced from 3 exons.